Impatiens glandulifera is the source of this 802-nucleotide messenger RNA. RefSeq names its product proline-rich protein 27-like. The record is from RefSeq and is a predicted model, not a curated record. The coding region runs from base 141 to 638 and encodes 165 amino acids. The transcript is spliced from 2 exons. NCBI's taxonomy places the organism in Eukaryota, Viridiplantae, Streptophyta, Magnoliopsida, Ericales, Balsaminaceae.
UAUUAAAUUAGUGUUACUCUUUUAUUUACACUAUAAAUAGCUCUCUCAUAUUGUGUCACUUCUCAUUGCCAGUCUUCUUCUUUGCUUAUUCUCUCUUAUAAUACCUUUAAUUUCAAGCACUCAAUUUCACCAAUUCUCAAAUGGCAUCUGUUGAGGUUUCACCCGCUGCCCCAAUUGAGGAAGUGAUCAAGACCGAGGAAGUUGCAACCCCGGUAGAGGAAACCGUUGAGGCCGUGGCUACAGAAGAAACCGUGGCAGAGACAGAGGCUCCUGUUGCUGAAGAACCGGAAGCAGAGUCCCCGGUUUCCGAGGAACCAGCUGUAGUUGUUGAAGCCGAGGCAGAGGAACCUGUUGCUGAAGAACCAACAGUGGAAGAGCCUGUUUCCGAGGAACCAGCAGCCGUUGUUGAGGAACCGGCUGUCGAAGAAAAGGCUGUCCCUGUCGAGGCUGAGGAGCCUGUGGCCGAGGAAAAGGCAGUACCCGUAGAGGCUGAGGAGCCAGUUGUCGAGGCUGAGGAGCCAGUUGCCGAGGUUGAGGAGCCAGCUGCCGAGGUGGCUGAGGAAAAGGCGGUUCCGGUAGAGGCGGUGGAGGAAGCGGCGACUGCGGCGGUGGUGGAAGAGGCUCCGGUUGAAGAGUAAAUCAAUAUGGGCAUUCAUUGAAGUAUAAAAAAAAGAUGAAUGGGUGAAUUAUGAGUUGCUUUUUGAGGGUUGGCUGGCAUUCUAUGGCUUUUUUCUAGUGUUUUUAUUUUAUUUUUAAUUUCUUUGUUUCACUAUUUUAAUAUAAUAUUAAUAAUAUUGUGGUA